Messenger RNA from Paracoccidioides brasiliensis Pb18, 450 nucleotides. RefSeq lists its product as uncharacterized. The record is from RefSeq and is a predicted model, not a curated record. Gene Ontology annotation, biological process: mitotic cell cycle; attachment of spindle microtubules to kinetochore. The transcript has 3 exons. Gene Ontology annotation, cellular component: mitotic spindle midzone; mitotic spindle; mitotic spindle pole body. The coding region runs from base 1 to 450 and encodes 149 amino acids.
AUGUCCAGACCAACAUCAGUGUUCCCCUCGACGGGGAGCUCUUCAUCCCUAAGGCAGUCCUCCAUAUACUCCGCUACUUCACAGCAGUCGUCCGUUCUCGCAGCGCGGAUCGCAUCCAAGCGACUCGAGCUUGAAAACCUCAGGCAACUACGCGACGUGAGUGGGGCAUUGGCAGCGCAAAUAGAAGCAUUGGAGGAGAAGCUAUCUACUCUUAAAGGCGGAACUGAAGCCGUAGCAUGCGUGAUGGCCAAUUGGGGUAAUGUUCUCAGUGCAAUCAGCAUGGCAUCCACCAAGGCAGCUGCAGCAAGUGAACGGGAUUCUCCUGUCCAAGGGAGGGAAGCGGAUAAUGACGACCAAAAGGCACUGCGUCUCCCAUCAACGCUGGUUCGUAUCCCUGCAGAACAGCCAAGCAUGUCGCGAAGGAGGGGAGGCGAGUCAAGCGAGGGGUGA